Messenger RNA from Eruca vesicaria subsp. sativa (arugula), 1029 nucleotides. The record is from the annotation of a GenBank genome assembly. NCBI's taxonomy places the organism in Eukaryota, Viridiplantae, Streptophyta, Magnoliopsida, Brassicales, Brassicaceae.
AUGCGGAGGAUCAAUUCACUGUACUUACGAAUUGGGAUUCUCAAGAUAGUAGUCGGAAAACCAACGAAGCAACCUCACACUUCCCUCGCAUCUCUCUCCUUCUCCACAAGCGGUGGUUAUGGCGGUGGCGGUGAGACUCAGCAGAAUAAUAAUAGCUCAAGGGUCAAGAUCUUUGAUCGAGAUCUCAAGCGCCGUGACCGAGCUGCGUGGCUGUCUCGAAACAAAAACGACACCUUUGUCGACGCUGUUGCUGAGAAUCUUCUUGACCGCUUAGAGGAUUGUAAGAAGAGUUUUCCAUCUGCAUUGUGUUUGGGAGGUUCUCUUGGUGCUGUUCAGCGUUUACUACGUGGUCGUGGUGGGAUUGAAAAGCUUAUCAUGAUGGAUACUUCACAUGACAUGAUUAAAUCAUGUAGAGAUGCUCAACAUGACUCAGUUGAUAAAUCCAUUGACACAUCUUACUUGGUUGGUGAUGAAGAGUUUCUCCCUAUCAAAGAGAGUUCGGUUGAUUUGAUCAUAAGUUCGUUGGGGCUUCACUGGACAAACGAUCUUCCAGGAUCCAUGAUACAGUGCAAACUGGCGUUGAAGCCUGACGGUUUGUUUUUAGCAGCGAUUCUUGGUGGAGAAACCUUAAAGUUUGUUAGAGACGCAGGGAACCUCUUGACCAGGGCUGGUUUUAGUCUCCCUGGCGUUGACGUUGACGAAUAUGUAGUUAAAUACAAGAGUGCGCUGGAUCUUAUAGAACAUCUUCGCGCAAUGGGUGAAACCAACGGUCUUCUCCAGAGAAACAAGGCAAGUUUUCUAUCUUUCUGUCGGAUUUUUUUCUCAAUAUUGAAUCGCGAAACUGCUCUUGCCACGGCAGCCAUAUAUGACUCCAUGUUCGCCACUGAGGACGGCACUAUACCUGCUACUUUUCAGGUGAUUUACAUGACUGGAUGGAGAGAACACUCUUCUCAACCACAGGCCAAGAGGAGAGGUUCAGCCACCGUAUCCUUCACGGAUAUCCAGAAGCAAUUCGGUGGUCAAUCUUGA